Molecule: messenger RNA, 963 nt
Organism: Diaporthe citri
Lineage: Eukaryota; Fungi; Ascomycota; Sordariomycetes; Diaporthales; Diaporthaceae
Exons: 4
Coding region: 1-963 (320 amino acids)
Biological process (GO): D-sorbitol catabolic process
Molecular function (GO): L-iditol 2-dehydrogenase (NAD+) activity
Source: RefSeq, a predicted model, not a curated record
AUGUGGUACCUGGGAUUCCGCAGCCUUGAGCGCAUGAAUAAGGGCUUGCCUUGUCCCUACUUCUUAAAAAGGGUGAUUGCAUAUUGGGCCAUGACGCUGCCGGCGAAAUUCCGCAACUCGGUCCUGGAGUCACAGGACUUUCUGUUGGUGAUCGACGACGUGGCAUUCUGCGGCAUGUAUCCAUACCACGGAACGAUUCAGCGCUACAAAGUGCACUCCGCCCGUUAUGUGCACAAACUUCCCGACACCAUCUCAUUCCGGAACGCUGCUUCCAUCGAGCCUCUCUCGGUCGCCCUUCACGCCCUGAGAACCACACCCAUUGACGUUGGCACCCCGGUCGCGGUUUUCGGGGCUGGGCCGAUCGGUCUGCUGGUCAUGGCUGUAGCUCGUGCCUCCGGAGCGCAUCCGGUUGUCAUCACCGAUGUCGACGCUUCGAGGCUUGAAUUCGCAAAGGAGUUCGAGCCGCACUGCCGGACUUACCUUGUCAACGCGCAGGGCACCGCGCAGGGCAACGCCGUGGGGAUACGGUCGUUGUUCGCCGGCAGCAAUGGGCUGCCAACGGAGCAUGACAUGCCCGCUCUCGUGCUCGAGUGUACCGGGAUCGAGUCCUCCAUCGCAACGGCUGCGUACAUAGUGCGCCGGGGUGGAAGAAUCAACAUUGUCGGGGUCUCAUCCAGGCCGCUGAUCAACAACAUUCCGUUCAUGCACCUCUCACUUGCUGAGAUUCAGCUGCGGUUCAUCAAACACUACACUGGGACUUGGCCAGCGGCCAUACAGGCCCUCGAAGGGGCGCUGAUCGACCCGGAGAAGUUGACACAACUGGUGAGUCAUGAGUUCUGUCUGGAGGAGGCAAUCAAGGCGAUGGAGCUUGUGUCUGGCUCCGCGGGCUCGAGGGAGCGUGUUGUGAAGGUACAAAUAACAGAUUACCAAGGAGUGGACGAAUCCAUGAAGGUAAAGCUCUAG